AUGGCAUUGAAGGAAAAAGAAGGAAAACAGUCGCAAGUUUCAGAAUUGAAACCUUGGCCAUCCUACAUUGAGGAUCGUUUGAAGCUUUGGGAUAAACUUAAAGAACAAUAUAAUAAUGAACUAGCCAAUAAGAUACUGGAACCUAUAACUGUAACAUUUCCUGAUGGAAAAACCACUAACGCUAAGGCUUGGCAAUCUACACCAUAUGAUGUAGCCAAAGGCAUUAGGUUUGGAACUAAACCUAAUUUUUUUUAUCAAUAUGUAUUUUGUACAUAUAAUUAA
Macrosiphum euphorbiae (potato aphid) is the source of this 282-nucleotide messenger RNA. Lineage: Eukaryota; Metazoa; Arthropoda; Insecta; Hemiptera; Aphididae. The record is from the annotation of a GenBank genome assembly.